Molecule: messenger RNA, 1041 nt
Organism: Coprinopsis cinerea okayama7#130
Lineage: Eukaryota; Fungi; Basidiomycota; Agaricomycetes; Agaricales; Psathyrellaceae
Exons: 3
Coding region: 1-1041 (346 amino acids)
Source: RefSeq, a predicted model, not a curated record
AUGUCCACGGAAGUCAUCGACUUCUCCGCCCAAUCCAAGCGGAACAUCUCCAUCCUGGCAUGGUAUACCGACGUCUUGCACGAGGUCAAACCAGUGACAUCAGGACACCGUGUCGCUCUCUCCUUCAAUCUCAUCCACACCACACCCAGUAUUCCUCGUCCCCAGUUCAAGUCUGCCUCACCCAUUCCCCUAGAUGAGUGGCUCGCCAAACUCCGAAGCGUUCUCGAGCGAUGGGUGAAGCACGGAUGUCCGAUUAAGAAGGUCUCGAGGCGCCUUCCCCCGAGCCAGUACACUAUUCGCAAGCAAUACCUCACGAAGCUUACGCCCCAGUUUUAUGCAUAUGUCCUCAAGCACCGCUACAGCCUUCGAGACCUCAACAAAGGUCGCGCUUGCCUCAAGGGCGAAGAUGCCCACAAGUUUUCUCUCCUCUCACUCCUUGCGAAGGAACUUGGUUUUAAACUCGCCCUCGCGCGUUUGGAGAUUGGGAUCUCAGGCGUUGCGGAUGACCUGGAGCGCUACGAGGAGAUGGUCGAGUCGAAGAGAUGGGAGCGGAGGUGGGCUUGGGAGGAGAAGAUGAAGAAGGAGAUGAAGGAACGGAAGAAGCGCGGCGAAAAGGUUGAGAAGAUAGACCCAGAUGACUUCGACUCUGCGGACGAAGAGGACGAGAGGAACUGGAAGAGCGAGCCCUUCAACUUGAUCAACACUUACGAGACAAAGUACAACCUUAGGAAAGUCGUCAAAGAUAGUGGGAAACCGUUCAUCAAGAAAUCGAGCAGCGAGGUGAAGAUUCCAUUGGAUGGAGAGAACUUCAACAUCAUCCCUAAAGACCCCGUUUAUCUGGGCGAAGACCCGGACCAAAGGCAAUACAGGCCCUCUGGGUAUCUUGGGAACACGAUCGAUACGUAUAAACAGGACCCUGGUGAUCUGACUUUCUGGUACAAUAAUGCGGUGGUCAUCAUUUACCACGAGCGCGAUGAAGAGAAAUUGGUCCCGUAUUUCAAAGGCGAUGAUUGGGACCACGACUUGGAGUAUCCGCACUAA